AUGAAUGAGAAUACCAAAAGUCAAUCAAUUGAUAGUAGUGCGACAACAACAGUAGUUGGCGGUGGGGAAUCAACAGCGUCUUUCUCCACUCCUCAAAUAUCAGGAAGAGAUUCUACAUCGUCGGCUGCUCCGGAAGAAAAAUUUUCAGAAGUUAGACUUACAUUGCUAUUAGUUUCCGGAAAACGACACACAUUCGAGUUUGAACCUAAUGAUACAAUAGGAAAUGUGAAGAAACGUGUUUUCGAGGAGUGGCCUAAAGAGUGGUCUGACGAAAUUCCAGCAGCAGCUACAAACCUAAAAAUAGUUUAUCUUGGUCGAUUUCUAGAAGAUGUGUCAACUCUUGAAACAAAUAAAAUAUAUGCCGGGCAAACUACAAUUGCCCAUUUGACAAUUAAAAACACAGUAUCUUCGGAUUCAGAAGAUCCUAAAUCGGCAGAGAAUGCACCAAGGUGUCAAUGCACAAUCCUGUGA
Messenger RNA from Ambispora leptoticha, 471 nucleotides. NCBI's taxonomy places the organism in Eukaryota, Fungi, Glomeromycota, Glomeromycetes, Archaeosporales, Ambisporaceae. The record is from the annotation of a GenBank genome assembly.